UCUACUUUUCAAAAAGAGAAACCGGACUUGGAGAGGACUCAUCUCUCCAUAUUUCUUCUUUCAGCCUCAUCAAGGAUCAUGGUGGGAACUUCCCAUCAGUUCUUUCCUUAUUCUUCUCUCUGUAGCCUUUGCCCAGUGCUCUGCCUGUCACAGUGAAGUCAGCUGCAGGCCUCCAGAGUGUGGCUGUUCAGCUGCGAAAUUUGUCAGAAGGGUGUCAGGUAUUUCUUACUGGCUCCCCAAAGACUUAGAUAAAGAAAGCUUUCAGAGUCGUUUCCAGGCUGCAGGGCCACUGUCUUGAGUUGAAGGAGAAGGAGCUGGAAGGCAAUAGACAAACAACAGAGUGAAAGAUGCCUCAGGGCUGCCUGCCAACCUGGGUGGACACGUUUGGGAUCAGACAUACUUACCUUGCCCAGGCUAUGCACCAGCGAAGUUAAGUGAUUUUCUAUUGAAAGUUCAAGCCCAACAAGACUAUGCUGCUCUUUUUUAUCAUUCUGUUGCCUGUAGUUUUAAAGUUUACUUCUGUCAGUCCCUCAGCCCUGAAGUUCUGGAACUGUCCUGAUGGCUCUCCCUCGGGGAAUGGGAAUUCUACUUGUGUGGGUCCUGCACCCUUCUUAAUUUUCUCCCAUGGAAACAGUAUCUUCAGAAUUGACCUGGAAGGGACUAAUCAUGAGCAAUUAGUGGCAAAUGCUGGCAUAUCGGUGAUCAUGGAUUUUCAUUACAAUAAGGAAAGACUCUAUUGGGUAGAUACAGAAAGACAGCUUCUGCAGAGAGUUUUUAUGAAUGGGACAAGGCAAGAGAGAGUAUGCACUAUAGAGAAAAAUGUUUCAGGAAUGGCAGUAAAUUGGAUAAAUGAGGAACUUAUUUGGUCAAACCAACAUGAGGGAAUCAUUACUGUAACAGAUAUGAAAGGAAACAAUUCCCGUGUUCUCUUAAGUACCUUGAAAUAUCCUGCAAAUGUAGCAGUUGAUCCAGUAGAAAGGUUUAUAUUUUGGUGUUCGGAGGAGGCCGGCAGCCUUCACAGAGCAGAUCUCAGUGGUGUGGCCGCGAAGGUUCUGUUGGAGACGUCACAGAAAGUAACAGCCGUGUCACUGGAUGUGUCUGAGAAACGGCUCUUUUGGAUUCAGUACAACAGAGAGGGAAGCAAAUCUCGUCUGUAUUCCUGUGAUUAUGAUGGCGGUUCUGUCCAUUUCAGCCAACAUCUUACACAGCACAAUUUGUUUGCGAUGUCCCUUUUUGGUGACCGUAUCAUCUAUUCAGCGUGGAAAAAGAAGACGAUUUGGAUAGCUAACAAGCACACUGGGAUGGAUAUGGUUAGAAUGAACCUCAAUGCAUCAUCUUUACCCCCUGGUGGAGUUAAAGUAGUGCAUCCCCUUGUACAGCCCAAGGCAGAGGGCAGUGCUACAGUGUCUGAUCAGAAACAGUGCACACUGAGGAAAGGUAACUGCAGAGGCAGCAUAUGUGGGCGAGACCCCAAGUCCUACUCGUGCAUGUGUGCAGAGGGAUAUGCUUUAAGCCAAGAUGGAAAGUACUGUGAAGAUGUCAAUGAAUGUGCCUUUUGGAAUCAUGGCUGUACUCUUGGGUGUGAAAACAUCCCUGGAUCCUACUAUUGCACAUGUCCUGUGGGAUUUGUUCUGCUUCCUGAUGGGAAACGGUGUCACCAAUUAAUUUCCUGUCCAAGCAAUGUGUCUGAAUGCAGCCAUGACUGUGUGCUGACCUCAGAUGGUCCUGUAUGCUUCUGUCCUGAAGGCUCAGUGCUUGAGACAGAUGGAAAGACGUGUAGUGGCUGUUCCUCUCCUGACAAUGGUGGCUGCAGCCAGCUCUGCCUCGCUCUCAGCCCAGCGUCCUGGGAAUGCAGCUGCUUUCCUGGGUAUGACCUGCAGGCGGACUGGAAAAGCUGUACAGCCUCAGGACCACAGCCGUUUUUGCUGUUUGCCAAUUCUCAAGAUAUUCGACACAUGAACUUUGAUGGAACAGAUUAUGGAACUGUGCUGAGCCAGCAAAUGGGAAAGGUUUUUGCCCUAGAUCACGACCCUGUGGAAAACAAGAUAUACUUUGCCCACACAGCCCUGAAGUGGAUAGAGAGAGCUAAUAUGGAUGGUUCCCAGCGAGAAAGGCUUAUUGAAGCCGUAGAUGUGCCAGAAGGUCUUGCUGUAGACUGGAGUGGCCGCAGAUUCUACUGGACAGACAAAGGGAAGUCUCUCAUUGAAGGGAGUGAUUUAACUGGAAAACAUCGUGAAAUAAUCAUUAAGGAAGGCAUCUCUCAGCCACGAGGAAUUGCUGUUCAUCCAGUGGCCAAGAGAUUAUUCUGGACUGAUAUGGGGAUUAAUCCACGAAUUGAAAGUGCUUCCCUUCAAGGCAUUGGCCGGCUGGUUAUAGCUAGCUCUGAUCUGGUGUGGCCCAGUGGAAUAACGAUUGAUUACUUAACUGACAAGUUGUAUUGGUGUGAUGCCAAACAGUCUGUGAUAGAAAUGGCAAAUCUGGAUGGUUCCAAACGCCAAAGACUUGCUCAAAACGAUGUAGGUCACCCAUUCGCUGUAGCUGUGUUUGAGGAUCACGUGUGGUUCUCUGAUUGGACUAUGCCAUCGGUAAUAAGGGUGAACAAGAGGACUGGCAAAAACAGGGUACGUCUCCGAGGCAGCAUGCUGAAGCCCUCAUCACUGGUUGUAGUUCAUCCUUUGGCAAAACCAGGAGCAGAGCCAUGCUUCCAUCGGAAUGGAGGCUGUGAACAUAUUUGUGAAGAGAGGUUUGGAACUGCUCGGUGUUCAUGUCGUGAAGGUUUUGUAAAAGCCCCAGAUGGGAAAAUGUGCCUGGCUGUGAAUGGCCAUCAGAUAUCAGCAGGUAAUGAAGCAGGUCUAAAUAAUCAAGUAACACCAUUGGACAUCUUAUCCAGGACGGGAGACUUUGGUGAUAACAUCACAGAGUCUCCACCUAUGCUGGUGGCUGAAAUCAUGGUGUCAGAUGAUGACGACUGUGGUCCUGUGGGAUGCAGCAGGCAGGCGCAGUGUGUUUCAGAGGGUGCAAAUGAUGCCACGUGUCAGUGUCUGAAAGGAUUUGCUGGGGAUGGAAAACUAUGUUCUGAUAUAGAUGAGUGUGAGUUGAGUGUCACAGUUUGCCCUCCCACCUCCAAGUGCAUCAAUACUGAAGGUGGCUACGUUUGCCGGUGCUCAGAAGGCUACCGAGGAGAUGGGAUUCACUGUCUGGAUAUUGAUGAAUGCCAACUGGGCAUGCACGCCUGUGGGAAAAAUUCCACCUGUACAAAUACAGCGGGAAACUACACCUGCGUGUGCUCCAGCAGCCUGUCUGAACCGGGACGGAUUUGCCCGGACUCUACUCCACCCUCUCUUUUAGGGGAGGAUGGCCACUAUUCUGUGAGAAAUAGUUACAAGGAAUGUCCCCCCUCUCAUGACGGGUACUGCCUCAAUGAUGGUGUGUGCAUAUACAUUGAGGAAGUUGACAGCUAUGCAUGCAGGUGCGCCGUAGGCUUCGUCGGGGACCGCUGCCAGUACCGAGACCUGAGGUGGGAGCUGCGCCACGCCGGCUACGGGCGGCAGCGGAACGUCACGGUGGCGGCCGCCUGCGUGGUGGCACUGGUCCUGAUGCUGAUCCUGGGGCUGUGCGGGGCCCACUACUACAGGACUCAGAAGAUGCUAUCAGAAAAUCUGAAGAAUCCUUACGAAGAGUCAAGCAGAGAAGUGAGCAGUAGCAGGCCUGCAGACAGUGAGGCUGGGAUGUCCUCUUGCCCCCAACCUUGGUUUGUGGUUUUAAAGGAACACGAGAACCUCAGGAAUGGAAGUCAACCUGUGGUCCUCAAAGAUGGCCAGGUGGCAGAUGUUGGCCAACUUUCCCUGGAGCCUGGGUCAGUGCAAGUGGUGUCCUGGAUGAAGGAGUCCCAGAUGUGCAUGGGCACAGAGCGCAGACAAUGCCUUCCGCUGCCCGGUGAUACAGGCUCUUGUCCGCAAGCAGUGGGGUGUAGCUGCCAUCUUCCCUCCUGUGGGGCACAGCCCACUGCUGUGGAAGUUGGGAAGCCACGUUCUCUUCUGUCAGCUAACCCACAUGGCAACAAAGGGCCCCGGAUCCACCACACCAAAUGGAGCUGACUCAGUGAAAACUGGAGUUCAGGAGAGGGUCCAGAAGCACACACUCUAUUGAUGGACAGUAGUGCUUCAUUUCAAAAAGUAGAGGGAAAAUACAGAUUUUGGUUCCAUAAUCUCUACGACUAAUCACCUAAUCAGUGUUCUGAAGACAAAUAUGUAGUUGUGCUUUUGUUCUUCCUUCAAAGAGUCUCACUGCAGAUUUCCAAGGAAGAGUAACUGGGAGAAUCACUGAGUGACUCAUUAAAAGCUGAAGCACUGUCAACGCAGAAACCGUGUGGACUGCAGCCGAGGGACAUCUGGGGUCAAAGCGGGGAGUCACACUGACCGGUCAGCCACAAAGGAACUUGUUUUAUCUGGACAAAAUAUUUAUCUCAAUCUUAUGAGGUGGUUACAGUAUUAAAAUUACUGUUACAAUACAUUGUAAGCACUUAACAUCAUUUGUGAGGUCCAUGUUUUGCAGCAUGAAUUAUGAUAAAUUAAUGAAAAAUGUACUAACUUUGAAACUUAUUUCUUCAGAAUUAGAUGGCUUAUUUUUCUAUUUUAAAAUUUUUGAAUGAAAACAUUUAAUUUUUAAAACAUUACCCAAGAGACUUUGUUUCUCAGUCAUUA
Messenger RNA from Manis pentadactyla (Chinese pangolin), 4703 nucleotides. RefSeq names its product epidermal growth factor (gene EGF). Gene Ontology annotation, molecular function: calcium ion binding. The record is from RefSeq and is a predicted model, not a curated record. Lineage: Eukaryota; Metazoa; Chordata; Mammalia; Pholidota; Manidae.